AUGGCGAACCCGAAUACUCUAUACCGGUUCGGGAUAUUUCUAUCCCUGUUCCUGCUAAAUGCAGUUCAAUCUCAAUCAGCAGUGGCGAGUAUAGAUCUGGGAUCAGAAUGGCUGAAAGUCGCCGUGGUCAACUUGAAACCGGGUCAGGCCCCGAUUUCGAUCGCGAUCAACGAAAUGUCGAAACGGAAAACUCCUUCUCUCGUUGCUUUUCAUGCCAAUUCGCGAUUAAUUGGCGAGGAAUCACUUGGUCUUCUUGCGCGAUACCCAUCCAAAGUCUAUUCCCAUCUCCCAAUUUUACUCGCGAAACCCUUUAACUACACGCAGAAGUUUCUCCGGUCGCAUUAUCUUAGUUACGACAUUUCUCCGGACGAAACCCGGGGCGUUGCGGUGUAUAGAAUUGAGGGAGAGGGGGGAGAAUUUAAUAACUUUACGGCUGAGGAGAUGUUGGCGAUGAUAUUGAAGUAUGCGAUGGGACUUGCGGAGAAUCACGCGAGGAGUAGUGUUAAGGAUGUGGUGAUCACGGUGCCGCCUUACAUGGGGGUGGCUGAGAGGAGGGGGCUGUUGACGGCCGCAGACUUGGCUGGGAUCAAUGUGCUGGCGUUAGUCAAUGAGCAUUCGGGGGCAGCCUUGCAGUAUGGGAUUGAUAAGGAUUUUUCCAAUGGGUCCAGGCAUGUGAUGUUCUAUGACAUGGGGGCAAGCAGUACUUAUGCUGCCUUGGUUUAUUUCUCGGCUUACAAUGCUAAAGAGUUUGGAAAGACCAUUUCCGUUAAUCAAUUCCAGGUGAAAGAUGUUAGAUGGAACGCAGAACUUGGAGGUCAAAAUAUGGAGUUGCUGUUGGUGGAAUACUUUGCAGACGAGUUCAACAAACAGCUUGGAAAUGGGGUUGACAUCAGAAACAAUGCAAAGGCAAUGGCCAAAUUGAAGAAACAAGUUAAGCGUACCAAAGAAAUUCUUAGCGCCAACACAAUGGCCCAAUCUCUGAAUAGCCAUUGGCACCAAAUUACUGGAAAAGUGAUAAAGUCGAACGCAUUUAUUUCUAUUUCUGUUCAUAAGCUUAUUAGGAGCACAAUAUCUCGCGAGAAGUUUGAGGAGCUCUGCAAAGAUCUGUGGGAAAAAGCUCUCGUCCCGGUAAAAGAAGUUUUAAAGCAUUCAGGUUUGAAGGCUGACGAAUUAUAUGCAGUGGAGUUGAUCGGAGGUGCCACCAGGGUACCAAAAUUGCAGGCUAAGCUUCUGGAACUUCUAGGAAGGAAGGAUCUGGAUAAACAUUUGGAUGCAGACGAAGCUAUUGUUCUGGGUGCUUCAUUACAUGCCGCAAAUUUAAGUGAUGGGAUAAAAUUAAAUCGUAAGCUGGGAAUGAUUGAUGGUUCUACUUACGGAUUUGUGAUGGAGUUAGAUGGUCCCAAUCUUUCGAAAGAUGAAAAUCCUAGACAGUUGAUUGUGCCGAGAAUGAAAAAGUUACCGAGCAAGAUGUUCAGAUCCAUUAUUCACAACAAAGAUUUUGACAUUUCACUUGCAUAUGAGAGUGAAGAUUUUAUUCCACCUGGUGCAUCUUCACUUACAUUUGCUCAGUAUGCUGUCUCGGGUCUAACAGAUGCUACUGAUAAGUACUCGUCACGGAAUCUUUCCUCGCCGAUUAAGGCCAAUUUGCACUUUUCUCUCAGUAGAAGCGGUGUAUUUUCCUUGGAUCGAGCAGAUGCUGUUGUUGAGAUUACUGAAUGGGUAGAAGUUCCACGGAAGAAUCUGACGGCCGACAACACAACCUCUGCUUCUGCCAACAGUACAGAAGCUGGUCCGAACGGUACAUCAGAAGAAAACAAUGACAAAUUGGAGAUGAAUGAUAGCACGAGUAAUACAUCAGAUUCCAGUGUAACUGAUUCUUCCACUGUGGAUCUUGGCACGGAAAAGAAGCUGAAAAAGAGGACUUUUCGACUUCCACUUAAGAUUAUUGAGAAGACAACAGGGCCUGGAAUGCCUCUUUCAAAAGACUCAUUUGCUGAGGCUAAACUUAAAUUAGAGGCAUUAGAUAAGAAGGAUGCAGAAAGGAGGAGAACAUCUGAAUUGAAAAAUAAUUUGGAAGAAUACAUUUAUUCUACUAAAGAAAAGCUUGAAUCUGAGGAAUUUGAGAAAAUAUCUUCAGACCAAGAGCGGCAAUCCUUUAUUGGAAAGCUCAAUGAGGUACAAGAAUGGUUGUAUACCGAUGGUGAAGAUGCUUCAGCCAAUGAAUUUCAAGAGCGCUUAAAUACUUUGAAAGCUAUUGGUGAUCCCAUAUUCUUUAGGUACAAUGAACUUACUGCACGGCCAGUUGCAUCUGAACAUGCUCAGAGAUACCUUGGGGAGGUGCAUCAGAUUAUACAUGGAUGGGAAAAGGACAAAUCUUGGCUUCCAAAAGAGAAAAUAGAUGAGGUCAAACGUGAGGCUGAAAAGGUGAAGAAUUGGUUGAAUGAGAAGGAGGCGGAGCAGAAGAAGAUUUCUGGAUUUAAUACCCCAGCAUUCAAGUCUGAAGAAGUAUAUACGAAAGUUUUUGACCUUCAGGACAAGGUUGCAAAAAUCAAUAGGAUUCCCAAGCCAAAGCCAAAAGUUGAGAAGCCUGUAAUGACUGAAAAUGAGACUGCUGCUGAUAAAUCAGAUGACACGGAUGCAUCUUCUGAAGAGACUUCUCAAAAAGAUCAAAAAGCCGGAGAAUCAGAGUCUGUAACUGACAAAACGGAUGAAUCCAACGUUCAUGAUGAGUUGUGA
Fraxinus pennsylvanica is the source of this 2736-nucleotide messenger RNA. NCBI's taxonomy places the organism in Eukaryota, Viridiplantae, Streptophyta, Magnoliopsida, Lamiales, Oleaceae. The record is from the annotation of a GenBank genome assembly.